Messenger RNA from Cryphonectria parasitica EP155, 12120 nucleotides. RefSeq lists its product as uncharacterized. Lineage: Eukaryota; Fungi; Ascomycota; Sordariomycetes; Diaporthales; Cryphonectriaceae. The coding region runs from base 1 to 12120 and encodes 4039 amino acids. Gene Ontology annotation, biological process: secondary metabolite biosynthetic process; fatty acid biosynthetic process. The record is from RefSeq and is a predicted model, not a curated record. The transcript is spliced from 7 exons. Gene Ontology annotation, molecular function: fatty acid synthase activity; phosphopantetheine binding; 3-oxoacyl-[acyl-carrier-protein] synthase activity.
AUGCCUACCAACACCACCACCACCACCACCACUGCAGCGGGGCCAGAACCCAUUGCCAUCGUGGGCAGUGCCUGCAGGUUCCCAGGAGGGGCAAGCUCGCCGGCAGCGCUAUGGGAGCUGCUGCAGCGUCCGCGCGAUGUGGGCACUGAUAUCCCAGAGGACCGGUUCGAUCUGAGGGGUUUCUAUCACCCCGACGGCAGCCAUCACGGCACCACCAACGUCCGGCAAGCGUACCUCCUCCAGGAGGACCUGCGGCAAUUUGACUCGACUUUUUUCGGCAUCAGCCCCAACGAGGCCGACUCAAUUGAUCCGCAGCACCGCCUACUCCUGGAGACCGUCUAUGAGGCGCUCGAGGCCGGCGGGCACCGCGUCGAGUCGCUGCGGGGCUCCGACACAGCGGUCUACACGGGCACAAUGAGCGUUGACUUCCUGGACAGCUUCACACGCGACCCCGAUGCCAUGCCCAGAUACCUUGCCACUGGCGUGAACCGCGCUAUCCUGUCGAACCGCGUCUCUUACUUCUUCGACUGGCAUGGCCCCAGUAUGACUAUUGAUACAGCCUGCUCCUCCAGCCUGGUCGCUCUCCACCAGGGCGUGCAUACCCUGCGACUGGGCGAGUCGCGUGUCGCUCUGGCCUGCGGCACCCAGGUUAUCCUGAACCCUGAGCCCUUCAUCAUGGAGAGCAAGCUGAGCAUGCUGUCACCCACCGGCCGCUCGCGCAUGUGGGAUGCUGAUGCCGACGGCUAUGCGCGUGGCGAGGGCGUGGCCGCAGUCGUCAUGAAGCGCCUGAGCGACGCUGUCGCCGAUGGGGACCAUAUCGAGUGCAUUAUCCGUGAGACGGGCUCCAACCAGGACGGCCACUCCAACGGCAUUACUGUCCCCAGCACCGAGGCGCAGGCCAGCCUCAUCCGCCAGACGUACGCCCGGGCCGGCUUAGACCCAGCACGCCGCCCCCAGGACCGCCCGCAGUUCUUUGAGGCCCACGGCACGGGCACCAAGGCCGGCGACCCCAGGGAGGCCGCCGCUAUUCACCAAGUAUUUGGCCCGCCUCAGGACGUCGUCAGCCGCUCCUCACCCUUGUCCACCACUGCCUCCGAGCCCCCUCUGUAUGUGGGAUCCAUCAAGACCGUCAUCGGCCAUCUCGAGGGUGCCGCUGGUCUCGCCGGCGUUCUCAAAGCGUCUGCUAUGGUCCAGGGAGGCGCCGUUCUCCCUAACCUGCUGUUUCACCGGCUGAACCCAGAUAUCGAGCCCUACUACCGCGGCUUGCAGGUGCCGACACAGCUGCUGCCCUGGCCCGAGCUGCCCGACGGUGUCCCCAGGCGUGUGAGCGUCAACAGCUUCGGCUUUGGCGGGAGCAAUGCCCAUGCCAUUGUCGAGCAAUACUGCAAUGCCUCCGACCCCGGCCCGCCCGCUGAGAGCACGAGCUCCCCGGACCCUGCUCACAUCCCAGUCACGCCAUUUGUUUUCUCAGCCCUGUCAGAGGCCUCUCUGGUAGCCCAGCUGCAGGCCUACUCUGAACACCUCGGCAGCCGCGACGAGAUAAACCCCCAUGACUUAGCCUGGACACUGCAAGCGCGCAGGAGCGAGUUUGCUACCAGAGCAGCCUUUUCUGCCGCCACGACCUCGCAGCUCAAGUCCAAGAUCGAUGCCAAGCUAGCAGAGCUAAGCAAGACGCCCGGUGCUGUUCUCGGCGUGCGAGCGAGGCCGGGAGCUGCUAGGCCCGGCGUGCUAGGCGUCUUCACAGGGCAAGGAGCCCAGUGGCCUGCUAUGGGGGCGCAGCUGAUCCGCUCUUCUGCGUUUGCGCGCGGGCGGGUGCAGGACCUGGAGGACGCCCUAGCUACUCUCCCGCCCGCAGACCGGCCAGCAUGGCGUCUCAGCGAAGAGAUGCUUGCCCAGGGCAACGCAUCGCGUGUCUCGGAGGCUGUCAUGUCGCAGCCGCUGUGCACUGCACUGCAGAUCCUCCUUGUUGAUCUCCUGCGCGAGGCAGGCCUCCGCUUCGCUGCUGUCGUAGGCCACUCUUCAGGCGAGAUCGCUGCGGCAUAUGCAGCUGGCUUCCUCUCAGCCCGCGACGCCAUCCGUAUCGCCUACUAUCGGGGUCAGAUUGUCCAGAAGGCGCAGCACGGCGCUAUGCUAGCUGUCGGGACCUCCUGGGAGGACGCAAACGACCUUGUGCGUCUGCGAGCGUUCCGCGGCCGCCUGGCUGUCGCAGCCCACAACUCCUCGGCCAGCGUAACUAUCUCUGGCGAUGCUGAUGCUGUCGUGCAUGCAAAGAAGAUCUUCGAUGAGGAGAAGAAGUUCGCAAGGCUGCUCAAGGUGGAGAAAGCCUAUCACUCCCACCACAUGCUGCCGUGUGGUGACGCCUAUAUGGACGCGCUUCGGGCGUGCGCCAUUGGUGCUGAGCCGCAUCAGCACGGCGGCGAUCCCUCCUGCGCCUGGUUCUCGAGCGUCGCCCCCAGCUCCAACCCUAUCAGAAGCACUGAGGGGUUGCAGGACAUAUACUGGAGAGAUAACCUGGCCAGCUCGGUGCUGUUUGCCGAGGCCAUCCAGAACGCCGUCACUAGCGAUGAGGACAUUAGCCUUGUUGUCGAGAUCGGUCCUCACCCAGCGUUGAAAGGCCCCGCUAUGCAGACUAUCUCUGAUGCGCGCUCUGAGCCCCUCCCGUACUGCGGUACGCUCAGCAGAGGGGCAGGCGAUAUCGAGGCUUUGUCGGAUACCCUAGGUUUCCUAUGGCAGCACCUAGGCUCGCGGUCCAUCGACUUCCAGUCCUUUAGCCAAGCCUUCUCAGGCAGCGGAUCAGCUAAGCCUCACCUGGUAGUCGGCCUGCCGUCCUACCAGUGGAACCACGGACGGUCUCACUGGAGCGAGCCACGCCGGUCACGUAGGAUCCGCAGCCGCAAGCAGGCCCCGCACGAGAUCCUGGGCACUCUGUCUCCUGACUCCAAUGCGCACGACAUGCGCUGGUCCAACGUGCUCAAGGCUUCCGAGAUCUCGUGGCUGAGCGGGCACAAGCUCCAGGGCCAGACUGUGUUUCCCGCCGCGGGCUACGUGGCCAUGGCGCUGGAGGCGUCCCGGGCUCUCGAGUCGGCCGCUGCGCCUGUCGAGCUCUUUGAGCUGCACGACCUGUCUAUUCCUAAGGCUAUCCCGUUCGACGAGGCAGACAGCAUGGGCGUCGAGACUCUUGUCGCGCUGACGGGGGUGCAGCACCACCAGGGGGCAGCCGCCACGGCGCACUUCUCUUGCUAUGCGCUGCCGAUAACUACUGCGGGCUCGGAUCGCGACAUGGACCUGAUUGCAACAGGCACUGUCAGGGUUGUGUUUGGAACCCCCAGUGCAGACGCCCUAUCCCCCCCGCCGCAGGAGGACCACAGCAUGUUCCCAGCAGAUGCCGACCGCUUUUACUCGUCUCUUGCCGACCUGGGCUACGGCUACUCGGGCCCCUUCCGAGCCCUACGCGACAUCAAGCGCAAGCUUAAUCACGCCACCGCCCUCAUCGACUCAUACCCUUAUACGGAUGCAGAUCUUUCUACAUACCUGGUCCACCCGUCCACGCUGGACACAGCGUUCCAGCUCGCCAUGGCAGCUUGUUCGGCCCCCGGCGACGGCCAGCUCUGGUCCCUGCAUGUACCGACAUCUAUCCAGAGCAUCCGCGUAAACCCGGCUGUCUGCGCCUCGAUGCCACUGGCAGGAGUCCCAGUGCCGGCUCGCACUGCAGUCGACGCUGCGCCCCAGUCCUUUACAGCUUCUAUCGACCUCCUGAGCGACGACCGCCAGAGCGUCAUGGUGCGGAUCGAGGACCUCGUCAUCAAGCCGUUUGCGCCCGCAACGAAGGCGGAUGACCGUGUCACCUUCACGUUCACCAAGUUUGACCUGGCUGCCCCUGACGGGUCGCUGGUUGUGGAGGGCGUUCGGCCCUCGGCGGACGAGGUCGAGACCUUUAGCGCCUGCGAGAGAAUCGCCUACUACUACCACCGCAAGUGGAGGUCGGAGAUCACCGACGCCGAGUGGGCAAACGGACCACCGCACCAGCUAUUGCUCCGGGACUGGGUCAACCACACCGUGUCCCGAGUCUCUGCAGGGCAGCACCCGGCCUUAAAGAAGGAGUGGUCAGAAGAUAGUGCCGAGGACAUCAAGGCCCUUGCUCGCCGGCACUGGGAACAUGUCGUCAUCCGGAUCAUCACGGCUGUCGGCGAGAAUAUGGCAGCCGCCGUUCGUGGGGAGACAACAAUCCUCGAGCACAUGACGGCCGAUAACAUGCUGACCGAGUACUACGAGAAGGGUGCUGGCAUCUCCACGUACCACUCCUUUCUGGGGAGCAUGGUGCGCCAACUGGCCCACCGGUACCCCCGCGCCAAGUUUAUCGAGAUUGGCGCCGGGACGGGCGGUGCGACAGGGCCGGUGCUCGAGGCCGCCGGCUCCACCAUGUCUUCCUACACGUACACAGACAUCUCGCCGGCUUUCUUUGAGCAGGCCGCCAAAUCGUUUGCAACAUAUAGCGAUAAGAUGGCCUACCGGGUCCUCGACAUUGAGAAAGCACCAGCUGCUCAGGGGUAUGAACCACACUCGUACGACAUCGUGAUUGCUUUCAACGUGCUGCAUGCGACGCACUCGCUGCAGGCCACGCUGGCUAAUACCCGGCAGCUUCUGAGGCCGGGCGGGUAUCUCAUUCUGAUGGAGUUCACCAACAAUGAUGCUAUCCGCGUCGGCACCACCAUGGCUGGACUGCCUGGCUGGUGGCUGGGUGCUGAUGACGGCCGUGUCUUCUCUCCAACUGUGACGACUCGCGAGUGGCAUUCUGCCCUGCGCAAGUCUGGGUUCGGAGGGGUGGAUACGGCAACGCCCGAGAUCGACGGCAUUACGUGGCCACUUUCUAUAAUAGUGGCACAAGCAGUAGACGACCGGGUGCAGUUUCUGCGCCGUCCCUUGUCCUCGCCUUCAUUGGCGCCUGCUCGCAUCGAGAGCCUCGUCAUCCUGGGCACCGGGACUCUGGUGAGCUCCCGCAUUGCUGAGGAACUUGCUGAGCUGCUGGAGGGCUUCUGCGACGAGGUCACCGUCCUGGACAGCCUUCCCACCAGGGAGGAGGCCCUCGCGCUGAGCCCUCUAAGCACCUUCAUCAACCUCGCAGACCUCGACACGCCCAUCUUCAGAGACAUGACCAAGGACAAGAUGGAAUGCCUGCAACGCAUGUUUGACCUGGCCAAGCAUGUCUUGUGGGUCACCCAUGGUGCUGUUGUGGACCAACCCUACCAUAUGGCGAGCAUCGUCUUCAGCCGCACCGUGCGCAGAGAGGAGCUGCACAUUAGCCUGAACCACCUCGACGUCUCUGACCCAGGCCGGCCCGACACAUCCAAAGCCAUAGCCGAGCACUUCCUUCAGUUGUACGCCCUCGAUGAGUGGGAGGCGGAUCGGCAGCUCCUCUGGUCCAAGGAACCCGAGGCGUUCCUCGACGCUGGCCAGCUCAAGCUGCCGCGGCUUGUGCCCGACCCUGGCCAGAACGCUCGAGUCAACGCCUCAAGGCGCACCGUCACCAAGACGCUUCCAGCAUCAAGCCCUAGCACGAAUGCCGAGAUUGUGCAGUCUCCUACAGGCUCGCCGCCUGAUGUGAUGGAGGUCGUUGUCCCCCCGGGCCGGGUGCAGGGUGCUGAGGGACACGGCCCCCUCGCCGGCGUCCACAGCUCGAGCCUCAUGGCGCUGGGUGUGGCCCCAGAUACCUUUCUCUUCCUCGCCGCACGUACUGCCGAUGAUGGGUCGGGAGCCUAUAUUCUCUCCCUCUCCGCCACCAACUCGUACAGGACAGCUCCGGUCGCCAGCUUCACCGUGCCUGUGGAUGCGCGCAGCAAAGAGACUAGUACGGACGGCCUGGUGGUGGCCACCGCGGCCGAGCUGAUUGUCGACUCGAUGCUGCAGAACGUAUCACAGGGGGCCCGGAUUCUGCUGAACUGCUCGCCUCAGGACGCUGUUCUCAUCUCGGCUCUGCGCUGCCGUGCCGCCUCAAAAGACGUCCAUCUGAUCUUGACCUGCGAUGUGGGGGCUGCCGCCGAGGAUGCGCACAGCAGGGACGUGACGCUGCUCGACCCGGGCGCUCGGGCAUCGCAGUAUCACAUGCGACGCGCCCUACACGUUGUGCGGCCCACGCUCUAUGUAGACCUAGCUCUCCUUGGCCUCGAAAUUGCUCGGGCCUUGCCCGCUGGGUGUAGGACCGUUGACGCGGCCGCCUUCUUCCAGCGCCAAUCAUCGUUGCCGAAGCUAUUGGACGGACCGGCCCUGUCGCAGCAGCUCGAGGCCGCCACUGCCCGCUCCCUAGCGGCGGUCGCGUCCUGGCGCGCAUUGCCGCCAGGCCUGGUGGUUUCGCUGCACCAGAUCCGGGACAUUUCCACGCCCCAUCAUGCCACAACUGCGGUCUGCUGGCCUCGGGACGGGCUCCUCGAGGCGCACGUACGCCCUCUGGACGCCCGCGCGCUCUUCUCGCCGAACAAGACGUAUCUCCUUGUCGGGCUAAGCGGACAGAUUGGCCAGUCCCUCUGCGAAUUUAUGGUGUCCAAUGGGGCAGGCUGCGUGUGCCUGACGAGCCGUCGCCCUCAUGUGGAUGAGAGGUGGCUUGCUUCGGUUAGGACGUCUGGCGCAGAGGUCAAGGUUCUCGCGAUGGACGUUACAGACCGGAGCAGCGCCGAAAGCGUGGUGAGCCAGAUCCGAGCUAGCUGCCCUCCGAUUGCCGGUGUAGCCCACGGGGCCAAUAUCCUCUCCGACGCGCUCUUCUCCAGGACAACUAUCGACGAGAUGACCCGGACUCUGCGGCCCAAGAUCGAUGGAGCUAACAAUCUCGACGAUAUCUUCCGCGAUGACGACCUCGACUUCUUUGUCCUCUUCUCCUCCGUCUCCUCCCUAGCAGGGAACAUUGGCCAGUCCGCCUAUGUCGCAGGCAAUGGCUACCUGAACGGGCUCGCUCGGCAGCGCCGCAAGCGCGGUCUAGCAGCGUCCGCUUUCGAUAUCGGGCGGGUGGUGGGCUUGGGCGUUAUCGAGACAGUAGAACAACACGUUGUGGACCAGCUCCUGGCUCUGGGGCUUCCGCCGUUGGGCGAGGCCGACCUGCAGCAGGCGUUUGCAGAGACCAUCCUAAUGGGUUAUCCUAACCCCGAGGACCAGCGAGGCGUUCCGCAUGCGGUGGUCACCACGACCGUCCGCCGCUUCAGCGAUGAUGAGGACGGUGAGGUCAAGGGCCCCUGGUUCAGUAGCCCUCUGUUCUCGCACCUGAUCACAGAGAGUGCUGGUAUCGGUCUUGGGCGCCAGUCGGACGAACAGGGACAGGCCUCAGCAUCAGCACUCCGCAUCAGCGAGCAGCUUUCCAGGGCGACAAGCAUGGAGCAGGCGGGUGCUGUCCUGCGCGAAUGCUUCUCCGCCAAGCUGCGAGUGAUUCUGCAGAUCCUGGAUGAGGAGGCCCUCGACCCUAGCGUGCCCGUCGUGGAGCUGGGGAUCGAUUCUCUUGUCGCUGUCGAGGUCCGCUCGUGGUUCCUGAAGGAGCUGAAGGUGGACGUCCCUGUACUCAAGGUUGUUGGCGGCGCCUCCAUCGCCGAGCUGUGCGAGGGCGUGCUCGAAAAGCUGCCGAGGGAGGCCCUCAGCAGCCUCGGAAAGGAAGAAGUCAAGCCAUCCGCCGCCCCAGCAGUAAAAGCCGCGCCCGCGCCCCUGCUGCCGCCUCCAGCUGGGGAGCUCUCUUCGGCGUCAGACCGCGACUCGACGCAGGGGGCAGGCUCAGAAUCCCUGCAUCAUGCCCCCAUCCCAUCUAGGACGUCGAUAGCGACCACCCCGUCCCCCUCUCGAUCUGUGUCGCCGCCAACGGCUGAGCUGAGCGCGAAGUCGAGGAGGUUCCUCAAGACUGUGCCCAUCUCGUUUGCGCAGUCCCGAUACUGGUUCCUCCACCAGCUGCUCCAAGACCCGAGGACUUCCAACGUGGCCGCCUGCUACCAUGUCCAGGGCAACCUGCGCAUCGCCGACCUAGAGAGGGCCACGCGAAUAGUGCUUGCCCGGCACGAGGCGCUGCGCACAUGCUUUGUGCAGGACGAUGCAGACGCUGCGCAUGCCUACCAGAGCAUCCUGCCGCGGUCGCCAAUACAGCUGAGAUGCGAAAAAGCUAGCAGCAUAGACGAGGUGAACGCCCGGUUUGCGAGGCUCAGGGAGCAUAACUUCGAUCUGGCCAGCGGCGAGCUGCUCCAGAUGGUGCUUAUAACGCUGUCACCGUCAUCUCACUAUCUGCUUGUGCAUCACCAUCAUAUUAUUAUGGAUGGGGUGAGCGUGCAGGUCUUUCUUGCUGACCUGGAAAAGGCUUAUAGCGGCCAGCCUCUGGGACCAGCGCCUCGCCAAUACCCUGAAUUUUCCGUUACCCAGCGACAGCAAUUCAGUGAGGGGACUAUGGCCCAAGAGCUGCAGUACUGGCGAGCAGUAUUCCCGGCUGGCGAGCAGCCGCCUGUUCUGCCCUUGCUUCCCAUGGCACGGACAAGGUCGCGGACGGUGAUGAAGCAGUUCGACACCCAUGAGGUCCAGUGCACGCUGGAGCCUGACGUAGCUGCGCUUAUCCGGCUUGCAGCAAAAAAGCAGGCAUCCACCCCAUUCCAUUUCUACUUAGCCGUCUUCGAAGCUAUGCUCUUCCGCCUUACCGACGCCCAGGAGCUUAUUAUUGGCAUGGCUGAUGCUGCUCGGAAUACCGGCGAUACGCAGAAUAGUAUCGGCUUUUUCCUCAAUCUGCUUGCUCUGAGAUUCCGCCGCCAGCUGGACCAGCGCUUUACUGAGGCUAUCAACAAUGCCCGGAAAACAUCCCAUGCUGCGCUCAAGAGCUCGCGCUUGCCAUUUGACGUGCUACUGACAGAGCUAGGCAUUGCCCGCUCCUCCUCGCACAGCCCUCUGUUCCAAGCCUUUAUCGACUACCGGCAGGGCAGCCAGGAGGGGAAGCAGCCCUGGGCUAAUUGUCAGCUGGUUAUGCUGGAGUCGACCUUAGGAAAGACGGCCUACGAUGUUACUCUAGAUGUGACGGAUAAUCCCGGGUCGCAUGCUCUUGUCACGAUGCGCGUUCAGAAAAGCCUUUAUGAUACGGCGGCAGCAGACCUGCUACUCGAGACUUAUGUUCAUCUCCUGCACGCCUUCGCUUCAGAUCAGUCUGUCCCGUCAGGCACUCCUCCCCUCUUUAGCCAAAACAUGCUCACUCGCGCAGUCGAGGUCGGGCGCGGACCCGUCCUGGUGUCAGAUUGGCCUGAGACGCUCCCCCAUCGCAUCGACCAAAUUGCUCAACAGUAUCCAGACCGCAUCGCCCUCAUAGACGGCCUGGGCGCCGCGCCGCUCACCUACUCAAGCAUGCUGAGCCGGAUCGAGGCAAUUGCUGAGGCGCUGCAGGAGGUCCAAGUUGGCCCUGGCGCUCGCGUCCUUGUUCUGCAGCAGGCAGCAGCCGAUUGGGUCUGCUCGAUGCUCGCCAUAAUGCGCGUUGGGGCUGUCUAUGUGCCUAUGGACCUGCGCAACCCCGCCACGCGCCUAGCUGCUGUGGCUGCAGACUGCAUGCCGGCGGCAAUCCUCGCUGACGCGACCACGGCCUCCGACGCGCCUCGGCUCAAUGCACCGCAGGCCACCAUAAUCAACAUAUCAACUGUGCCCUCUUCGCCUGCUGGAGAACGCCGUGUAACAAAGAACUGUGCCUCGGCAGCUGCACCCGCGGCCAUCCUCUAUACCAGCGGGUCAACAGGAACACCCAAAGGCAUUGUGGUUUCUCACGCUGGCCUCCGUAACGAGAUCGAGGGCUAUACCAAGACCUGGAAACUAGGAGCAGAGCGUGUGCUCCAGCAGAGCGCAUUUACUUUUGAUUUCGCCUCGGAUGAGUUGUACACGGGCCUCGUCAACGGCGGUCUUGUUUAUAUUGUGCCUGGGAGCGCGCGCAGUAGCCCCCUCGACAUCACCGAGAUAAUCUGGAAGCAGGGCAUUACAUACACCAGGGCAACCCCAUCUGAAUAUCUGCUCUGGCUGCAGUAUGGCGGAGAGAACCUGCGCCGGGCAUCCGAGUGGCGCUUUGCGUUUGCUGGCGGCGAGACCUUGACCACUACAGUUGCACAAGAGCUUGCUGCUCUCAACAACCCCCAGCUACGCUUCUUUAACUCUUAUGGGCCUGCUGAGACCUCCAUCUCGUCGUGUAAGAUCGAGGUGGAUUACCGCCGCGAGGCCAGCCUCGCCCGCAUUCCCUGCGGCUACUCGCUGCCCAACUACCAGACCUAUAUAGUAGAUGAGAAGCUGCAACCGCAGCCUGUGGGUAUGCCUGGAGAGAUAUGCAUCAGCGGCGCAGGCGUCUCGCUGGGCUAUCUCAACAACGAGCCGCUCAGCAACCGACACUUUAUCCCUAACCCAUUUGCGACGGCCGAGGAUCUAGCUCAGGGCUGGACGCGCAUGUAUCGCACAGGUGAUAUCGGCCACCUGGAGGCAGAUGGGGCCCUGGUCUUUCAUAGGCGUGUGGAUGGCGACACGCAGGUCAAGAUACGAGGUAUUCGCGUCGACCUGGCCGAUAUCGAAAGCAACAUUAUCGCAGCCGGGAAGGGGGCGCUAAGGGAAGCUGUGGUGACGCUGCGCGAGGGCGAUCUCUUGGUGGCCUACGUCGUCUUUGCUCCCGGGCAACAUACAGCCUCGGACCAGUCUGAGGCCUUCCUCGACCGCCUGCUCAGCCAGCUGCCACUCCCCCAGUACAUGGUGCCUGUGGUGGCUUUCCCGGUGGACAGGCUUCCCCUCACCAGCCACGCCAAGGUGGACCGCAAGGCCGUCCAGAACAUGCCCCUCCUGCACCGCAAGACGAAAGCUACAAACCGGCAUGAUGACAGCAGUCUGACGGAGACCAUGGCACAGCUCAAGGACAUCUGGCAGGACGUCAUAGGGCCCAGAAUCCACGAGCUUGGCCUGGACAUUGGGCCUUUGACCAACUUUUUCUUCGUCGGCGGCAACUCUCUCCUGGUGAUCCGGCUACAAUCGCGCAUCCAGCAGGUCUUCCACAUUGCCGUUCCCCUUGUCAAGCUGCUUGGCGCCAACACGCUGGCAGAGAUGGCUGCCACGAUCGAGGAGGCCGUCAGCGUCACCCUCACCAUCGACUGGGACAAGGAGACUGCCCUUCCGAGGCUCCCUGCGUUCCUGGCAGACAUCAGUGCAAGCCCACUAGACUACCAGCAACACGCCAAAACAGUGCUCGUCACGGGGGGCACUGGCUUUCUUGCGCGUCACCUCGUCCCCAUGCUCGCUGCAAGCCCGGAUAUCUCAACGAUCCACUGCCUUGCUGUGCGAGAGGAGCGCCCCGACAGGCCGCGCAGCCUGCCUGACUCCAAUAAGAUCACCUGGCACCGGGGAGACCUCACAAUGCCGCUGCUUGGGCUCGAACAGGACAUGUUCCGCUCCCUUGCCGCCCAAGCCGAUGUCAUAGUCCACCUCGGUGCCGCCCGUUCCAUCUGGGAUAGUUACCACACCCUACGCGCCAGCAACGUUCACCCCACCCAGGAACUGGUCAAACUGGCGGCUCCGCGCCGUAUCCCUAUCUACUUUAUCUCUACCAUCGCCGCGGCGGCCAACUCUGCCGCUACUGCCAGCAUUGCCGCCCCGUCUCCCACUCCGUCGACCGACGGCGCCGACGGUUACGUUGCUACCAAGUGGGCCAGCGAGCGCAUUCUCGCGCGCGCCGCGGAUACCCUUGGCAUCCCCUGCACCGUCUACCGCUUCCUUCCCGCGAGCAAGCCCAAACCGGCGCCCAAAAGGCUCAUGGAUGAACUGGCCCGCUUCGUGGACGUCUUGGGCUGUGUACCCGACCCGAGUGGGUGGGCCGGCCGCUUGUACAUGAUUCCGGCUGACGAGGUUGCACAGAGGCUGUGUGCAGCGGUUGCAUCUGGCUCCAACAAGGAAAGGGGGGCAAAGGCAGAGCAAUACCAGUGUGAUGUCACGCUCACGGGCGACGAGAUCAUUACGCACUUAUGCAAGCAGAGCGGGAACGAGAGCCGCGAGCAGAUCCCCAUGCUCAAGUGGUUCGGGCGCAUCAAGAAGCUUGGCUUUGACUACUUUAUAGCGUCGCACGAGGCCACCGUCGGCGGAAGCGUGGGUGAAGGAGGCUUGGGUUCAAGGAGGUAA